Molecule: messenger RNA, 669 nt
Organism: Penicillium egyptiacum
Lineage: Eukaryota; Fungi; Ascomycota; Eurotiomycetes; Eurotiales; Aspergillaceae
Source: the annotation of a GenBank genome assembly
AUGAUGGACAAAGUGUUCUCUCGCGACUACCACCCCGUUUCCAAAUCGGAUGCUGAUGGCGACAGAGAUGCCACCGUCACAAACAGACCACCCCGCCGGGGCAUCCAACAAUCAGAAACAAAACCUGGCAGCAAUCACCAUCACCGGCUUGCUCAUAAUCCUGCUGCUCCUGGUGAUUGCCGUAAUCACAGCCGUCGCUGUAGAACCCUUCCGCAAAUUCCCUCUCCACAAGUAAGAUACUGGUGCGGCAACUCAACCAAGGAGGCCGAAGCCCUCGGCUGCGCCUACGAUCCUCUUGCUGGCUGCUGGCUGCAUAAAGAAUGUCCACAUGACCUCACGCACGAGUUUGCGCAUUUCAACAACGGAAAGCCGUUUGUCUAUUUCUAUGAUGUGGCUGCCACACAGCAGAUGAAGCACUAUACUGAACUCGGCAAUAACCCGGACUUCUAUUGGACUGCUGUCCGUGAGCAUCUGGUUCAUUGUCUGUAUCUCCUUCGACGAGGUCAUGAUGUCCACAUGCGUGGUGAUCCUCUGGAUAAUAUGCUUGCAGAUCUGGAGCACGUUGAUCAUUGUAUCAAUAUGCUGGCUAAUUUGCUGCGGAGACCGGAUCCCGCGUUGGAAGAGAUAGGUACGCAGGGGCAGACUCAUUCCUUUAUGUCUUGUGCUUGA